AUGGUUAACUCAAGUCUUGCUUAUGAAAUACUUUUGUACAUUAAUUCAUUUUAUUUUGGUCUUUUCGCCACGUGUGAAUUGGGUACGCUUAUCCUAAAAUCUAUACUUAUCGGCAAUAAGCACAAUAGCGAUAGUUAUUGGACAACAGUCGGACAAGACUAUGGAGUAUUAACGGGGCUAUUUAUAGUAGAAGGAGCUAGACUUUUCCUGGGACGUAAAGGAAGCCUUAGUGAAAGAGAUAUACCGGUUAUGUUUUCGGUAAUUUUGACGGUGCCUUCAAUCGCUGGCGUCCUUUACCUAUUAAUAUGGCAAGUAGUGGUUCUACGAAUUGAGUAUAUCUGGUGUACUUUGAUGCUUACUAUACAAGUAUUAGAGUUUAUAUUUGCAUCCAUGUUUAUAGCGACUAUGUGUCGUGGUCAAUCAUAUGACUGA
Molecule: messenger RNA, 432 nt
Organism: Parnassius mnemosyne (clouded apollo)
Lineage: Eukaryota; Metazoa; Arthropoda; Insecta; Lepidoptera; Papilionidae
Source: the annotation of a GenBank genome assembly